AUGGAACGACGAAAACGAAAGUCGUCAGUUGAGGAGUAUCUCGAUAGGUUAAUGGAAAAUCCGGAAAAAGUGCAACGCUGUUCGGAAUUCCAUAUGAAUUUACGGACUUUUUACAAAAAGCGUUGGAAUUGUCGGUUGAAGUCUCCACAUAUUCAAGGUGUUGAAGUGGAUCUUUUUCGUUUGUAUGACACUGUUAUUUCGAUGGGUGGAUGGCAAAAGGUUUCAUUUAAUGAGAAAUGGGGUGAUAUUGCUCAUGCAGUAGGUCUUGCGAACGGCGUAGCAGUUGCUGAACACGCAAUCAAAGUUCUUUAUAUGCGAUACCUUUCAAAAUAUGAGCAAAAUGAAUUAGUUGGUGAAGUAGAUGAUGCAGAUUCAGAUCUUUUAAGUUCGAGAAGUCGAGGUAAAGGUUUUUCAUCGUUGGCAACUGCUGACUGUCCGAUCAGUACAGGACAGAGACAAACUUCAGAAUAUUUUCGAUUGCGGCCAGAAAAAAAAGAAGCAGAGUAUGAUCGCAUUGUUAAAAGUCUCCUUUCUGGAUUACCAAAUGAAGUGGAUUUUGCUGUGAAUGUAUGCACACUGUUAUCACAUCCUGGACCUAGAGUUCUUCGACUUGUUGCUGCUCCACAAAUUAUCACACUUCUGGUUGCUCAUCUUGCGAUCUUCCCAGACGGUGAUCGAGCAUUUUACGACUUGUACAAAAGUUGGGAAUUGGUGUCUGGUCACAAUUUUAUUGCAUUUUGGAGUGGGGCUGGUAUCACUGAUGAUGAAGUUCUCAAGCUUAUUCCUCAUAUCAAACCAUCUAUGGUCUCAGAGGAGGAAAGUAAUAUCUUCUGUGGUUUGGAUACUGAAUUUCAACCACGAAAUGUUGUAUCGUGGAGGGUGCAACAGGUGUUGUUAAUCAUAAGGAAUCUUUCCUUUGAAGUGAUUAAUAAAGCUGUACUAGCAGCGAGUUGGCCUUUACUUAAAUUUCUUUUCAUUUGUUCGAAUUGUAAAUGGAGUAUGUUGAGAACAGCAGCGCUUGACGCACUAAGUAAUAUUGCUUGUGAAAUUGAUCUUAUGGCGGAAGAAUCAUCUUCCACCAAUCAUUUAUUAUUGAAAACGGUUUCAUGCUGUCUUCAUUCUGACGAUAAAUUUCGAGUAAUUCGGGCUCUCGAAAUUCUCUCUGGAUUGUGCAAUAACGAGCGUAACGAAUCUCUCAUCUGUGAAUUUCUCGAUCAUCGCAUUUUAUCAAAAAUAUUUACUGUGAUUUCUGUUAAGGAUAUCAUGAUGUGUGUUUAUACUUUGGAAUCUCUAUAUCAGAUCUCCGAACUGGGAGCAACCGCUUGCUACCAGUUAUCCCGUUUUCCUCAUGCAAUUGAUACACUGGUGUCUUUAGCAACAGUUGAAGCAGUUUCUUUUGGCCCAUCCGGAUUAAUCGGGAUGAAAGUGGUUGAGUUUCACGGCCCUUCACAGCUUGCUCCUCCGCCUCCUCAAAAUGUACCAAUAUCUCAAAAUCAGGCAGUCAGGCCAGGUUCUUUUGCAACGCCUACACAUUCUACGAGUUAUUCGUCCAGAAUGGUGACUCCUCGUGGUACUUCCAACACUUCAACACCAGUAAUUGGAGAUUCUAAGGUUGAGCAGUUGACUGCAAAAUGGAUUCGAAUGAAUUGUGUUUUUGAGAUGGGCAGUGUAGUGCCUCGGGGAGAGUUAUACGCGAGUUAUGUUGAUGACCUUAGGCAUCGUUAUGGUGCCCUUUCUGGCUCUGUUCAAACCUUUACAAAUAUCAUGAGAGCGGUGUAUCCAAAUGUCAUACUUCGAGUUCAGUCCUCAUCUGGUAAUCAUAUGCCAGUAUUUGAAAAUAUAAGGAUGUGUCGGAUGAAUCCAAACACAGGCCAUGAAAAUCUUACUGUUUCUACAAACACAGAUUCUCAUGCAUCUUUGGUAGCGAAUCAUCCGCUUGUGCAGAAGAUGUUAACAGAUAACGCAAAUUCACCAACAAUUUUAAAUGGUCAUACCACGGUUACCGUAGUUGCUACUGCUGCAGCCAUUGACAAGAAGUCAAUGAAUGAAACAGCUAACAACACGAUGGUGUCGACGUCAUAUCUGGCAGAGGAUGCGACCCGUCCCGGUUCCUCUCACGUAUCGAAUGUACAGCCCUCAACCAGCUUAUCAAUCGGCCAACAGGUUUGUCGCGUGGCCAUUGAAGCGCAUGAUUUCGUACCGGAGCAGCGGCACGAGACAAAGAUUUUGCGUAUAGAAAAUGCUUCGCGAACAGUCAUAAAUACCGUGGAUGAGAAACAUGUUCCGCAAAUACAUAAUCAACUACAAUCUAAAAGUGUUGUUGCAAGGCGUAUCAAUGGGAUAUGUGAUAACCGAAUUAUAAAUAGUGAAAGUGUUGCAAAUGGCUUUGAUAGUGAACAUUCUUCCGAAAAUACAGUCAGUCAAACGUUGAAUGGAACUCCAACUUUCUCAGGCUUGAAAGAAGCGAAACCGAUAGUAAACGUUGCAAAGGUGAGUGUUGAUACUCAAAUGGUACAUCCUUCGACAUCUUCAAUGAGUAGCACACGUGAUGAUGAUUGUGAUUCAUUGAAAUCUUAUACAUCAUCUACGCCAUGUUCUCCAAUCUCUAUGAAGCGGCGUCGGGUAUCAGCCUGUUCCAGCAGUAGGCCAACCACAUCUUCAAUUGACGGUGACGAUUAUUUGUGUGAAUGGAACGGAUGCGGAAAGCAUUUCUCAUCUGCAUCUUUUGUUCUUUAUCACUGCACCAAGGAACAUGUUGGCGAUGAUCACAGCAUACAGUGUCACUGGCCACGAUGCGAUUCAACAGUGCGUGCCAAGUGGUCCAUGGUGACACAUCUGCAAGAUCACCAUUGUAAUGAAGCUGCUCUAAAAGCUGCAGCCAAAAGACGAAAAGAAGGCCAUGGUUUGCCUUUAGGACCAGUAAAUCCGGAAAGACCACGAGAAAUUGUGCAGCACCCGGGAUAUUCAAAGAAUGCAGCUGUUGAAGCAAUCCGAAGGCAUGCCUUCAAUUACCUUCCCCGUGACAUCACGGAUGAUCCUGAAGGACCCGUGACAAAAAGCAUCCGUUUGACCAGCUGUCUUAUUCUCAGAAACUUGGCGCGUUAUUCAAACGAUGGAAGACGACUUCUUCGCCGACACGAACGUUUGCUUAGUUGGUUAUCGUUAUCGCGUGUGGAAAGUAGCUCAGCAUUAGCACAACUUCUUGCUGAACUAUAUUCUCAGCCGUCUUCUUCGUCUUCCCCUUUCUCUUCAUCCUCACCGUUAUCACCUCAUCGUACUUAUCAUGUGCCAACUGCAUUAAAUGCUGUUACACUCGCAAAAGCCUUAUGA
Brugia pahangi is the source of this 3330-nucleotide messenger RNA. The record is from the annotation of a GenBank genome assembly. NCBI's taxonomy places the organism in Eukaryota, Metazoa, Nematoda, Chromadorea, Rhabditida, Onchocercidae.